AUGACGAUAUACAUGCUGGACCGAGUUCUCGAGAUGGUGUAUACUACGCUGCGACCAUGCCUUCAUUCUGCGUCUGCCGCGCUUCCGCUUCCACCACCGACAGCUUCAGGAAAUUUCAUCGCACCGAGCAGUCAUGCGGUCUCACCUCCCUGGAGACCAGACGACAAGGACGGUCAUUACGUCUUCGAGCUUGGGGAAAACCUGACUCCCAGAUAUAAAAUCCUGAGCAAACUCGGAGAAGGGACUUUCGGAAGAGUUUUGGAAUGCUGGGAUCGCCAAAUGCAGCAGUAUGUCGCAAUCAAGGUGAUACGGAAUGUACAGAAAUAUCGCGAUGCAGCAAUGAUCGAGAUUGAUGUGUUGACAACUCUUGCAAAGCAUGACAAGUUUGGUCAGAGGGGGUGCGUGGAGCUGAAGGGCUGGUUCGAUUACAGAGACCAUGUCUGCAUAGUGUUCGAGAAGCUCGGCCCAAGUCUGUACGACUUUUUGAGAAAGAACAGCUAUCGGCCAUUUUCUGUGGACGUGGCGAGGGAGUUUUCUAGGCAAUUGCUGGAGUCAGUUGCGUUUAUGCAUGAGCUAACGCUGAUUCACACGGAUUUGAAGCCUGAAAACAUUUUACUUGUUUCGUCAGAGUAUGAGAAGGUUCCCGACUACAGGAGCGCAACCCAGCCAAGCUCCCAAAGUCGGCAUCACAUGAGAAGAGUACCUGUCUCCAGUGAGAUCAGGGUCAUUGAUUUCGGAAGUGCAACCUUCGAUUCACACUACCAUUGUUCCAUAGUUUCAACUCGGCAUUAUAGAGCCCCAGAAGUGAUUCUUGGUACUGGGUGGUCAUAUCCAUGCGACAUCUGGAGUGCAGGUUGCAUCAUUGUCGAGCUUGUCACAGGGGAGGCAUUGUUCCAAACGCAUGAGAAUCUUGAGCACCUUGCCAUGAUGGAAAGACUGCUGGGGCCAAUUUCCCCACACAUCAUCAAGAAGGCUGACCGGCGAGCGGAGAAGUACUUCAGAAAUGGAAGAGAACUCAAUUGGCCAGAGGGUGCUGCUUCACGUGAAAGCAUUCGGGCAGUCCGAAAACUCCCUCGACUAAGAGAUUUAAUUAUGCAAUGUGUGGAGCAUUCGGCCGGCACACUCAUUGAUCUUCUCUACUCGCUCUUGAAGUUUGACCCUGCACAACGGCUCACAGCCCGAGAGGCUUUGAAGCAUCCGUUUUUCCGGGAGCCAAGCCGCUGCCUGCGGUAA
This is a messenger RNA of Closterium sp. Yama58-4, 1233 nucleotides long. The record is from the annotation of a GenBank genome assembly. Lineage: Eukaryota; Viridiplantae; Streptophyta; Zygnematophyceae; Desmidiales; Closteriaceae.